Messenger RNA from Fraxinus pennsylvanica, 1212 nucleotides. Lineage: Eukaryota; Viridiplantae; Streptophyta; Magnoliopsida; Lamiales; Oleaceae. The record is from the annotation of a GenBank genome assembly.
AUGGCCUUUGCAGUUUCAAGUAAAAUUAUUUUUUUCCUGCUGUUGUUUUUGUUUCUACUCUCAGCCACAGCCCAGCGUUACGGGAAUGUUACUUUGGGUUCAUCAAUAACUGCAAACAAAGAAAAUUCCACUUGGGUGUCACCUUCUGGAGAAUUUGCUUUUGGCUUCCAGCAGAUCAUUCCUGGAGGUUACUUGCUGGCCAUCUGGUUCAACAGAAUACCUGAAAGAACUAUUGUUUGGUCUGCCAAUCGUGAUAAUCUUGUCCAAGAAGGAUCAAAAGUUCAACUAUAUGCAGAUGGAAGGUUUGAAUUGAGUGAUCCUAGUGGCCAUCGGAUAUGGACUACUACCAUUUCUCAUGAUCGAGUGGCUUAUGGAGCCAUGCUUGACACUGGUAAUUUUGUGUUAGUUAACAACAGUUCAGUUGUAUUGUGGCAGAGUUUUGAUGAACCAACCGACACAUUAUUACCAACACAGACACUGAAUAAAGAUGGCAAACUUGUUUCCAGCUUCUCCAAAACAAAUUUUUCAAGAGGGAGAUUCCUCUUCACAUUGCAAUAUGAUGGGAAUCUUGUGUCUUACAGGUCUUUAAAGGGGUACCUUCUGCAGAUUUUUGCUUAUUGGUCAACACAAACUAUAGGCAGUGGCUUCAAGCUGAUCUUCAACCGGAGAGCAAUAUUGGAAUAUGACGGGGUUCUCAAGCAUUAUGUCUACCCUAAGUCUUCCAAUUCAGCAGGUGCAAGAUCGUGGUCUACUAUAAAUUUCAUACCUUCGAAUAUAUGCACGCGCAUAACACAAAGUACAGGCAGCGGUGCCUGUGGCUUUAACAGUAUCUGCUCGUUGGGAACUGAUCAAAUUCCAAAGUGUGACUGCCCUUUUGGUUACUCUGUCAUAGAUCCAAAUGAUAGAAUGAGUGGAUGCAAACCAAAUUUCGUUGCACAAAGUUGUGAUAAAGAGGCACAUGGAACAGAAUUUUUUAGAUUCACUGACAUGCCCAACACAGAUUGGCCUCUCUCCGAUUAUGCGUAUUUUCAGCUAGUCACAGAAGAUUGGUGUCGACAGGUUUGCCUAGAUGAUUGUUUCUGUGCUGUUGCGAUUUAUAGAGACGGUAAGUGUUGGAAGAAGAAGUAUCCUCUCUCCAAUGGGAGAGUCGAUUCUAGCACAGGAGGAAAAGCUAUGAUAAAAAUAAGGUAUAACAACGGAACUGCCUAUUAG